Acomys russatus (golden spiny mouse) is the source of this 479-nucleotide messenger RNA. It is a transcript of the gene Cxcl9, whose product is annotated as C-X-C motif chemokine ligand 9. Gene Ontology annotation, biological process: inflammatory response; chemokine-mediated signaling pathway; neutrophil chemotaxis. Bases 85 to 459 code for a protein of 124 amino acids. Gene Ontology annotation, cellular component: extracellular region. The record is from RefSeq and is a predicted model, not a curated record. Gene Ontology annotation, molecular function: chemokine activity; CXCR chemokine receptor binding. The transcript has 4 exons. NCBI's taxonomy places the organism in Eukaryota, Metazoa, Chordata, Mammalia, Rodentia, Muridae.
UAAAUAUGACUGCAAGGACAUGCUCUCUAAAGGCACUCUCGGACUUGAAUCCAGCACAGUGACUCCAUAGGACCCUGCUCUGCCAUGAAGUUGGUGGUUCUUUUCCUCCUGGGGGUCACCUUCCUGGAUCCGUGUGGAGUUCAAGGGACCCUAAUAAUAAGGAACCAGCGUUGUUCCUGCAUCAGCACUAGCCAGGGCAUGAUCCACUACAGAUCCCUAAAAGACCUCAAGCAAUUUGCCCCAAGCCCUAACUGCAACAAAACUGAAAUCAUUGCUACACUGAAGAAUGGACAUCAGACCUGUCUGGAUCCACACUCAGGAAACGUGAAGAAGCUGAUGAAAGAGUGGGAGAAGCAGGUCAGCCAAAAGAAAAAGCAAAAGAGGGGGAAAAAACACCAAAAGAACAAGAAAACCCGAAAAGCUAAGCCCCAACGUCCCCGUUCAAAGAAGACGACAUAAAGAGACCGCUUUACAAACAA